AUGGAUAAAGAAACAAUUCAGAAAUUAUUGUGUGAAGCACGCGAGCUUAAAUCGGAGAAAAAUGAAGUGGCCGCUUUACAUAAAUAUAUUACGGUGAUGAAUGAAAUUCAAAUCAAUGAGUAUAACGCUCCUCCUGAAGAAAAGGAUUAUUGGAGUUCACUUCUAUCCGAAUGUCAAAAAGAGUUUAAUGAAUUGCGCGGUUCUGUCGAUAACGUACACUUAUUUACGGACGACUUGACUUCUUCUAAACUUGGGUACAUGGUUGACAAAUGCGUGAAUGGAGCUUGGAAUCUUCUUGAAAGCGGAUUCUCUGCUGUUGGAAGUAUGAUGGGCUCCGCAUUAUCGAAUCCUUACGUACAGUCCACAAUCUCUGUAAGAAAUUGUGUGUUCAAGUGCAUAAUCUGUAGACAGCAGAAAGCGCAAUGGAGUUUAUCAGUGAUGUGAGUAUUGUCACCAUGGCGAACGUAUCGACUCUGGUGGAUAAUUAUUUGGAUGAUUCUUCCGAGCACACUCCCGAUGUUAAUAUGGAAGGUCUCGUGGAAGAGCAAGGGUCUGAGCAAGAGUUGGAUGUUCAAGUACCAGAAGAGCAGCAAGAAGAAGCAAAAGAGGAAGAAGUUGUAGUAAGAGAAAUAAAGAAGGAGAAGCAAGAAGAAGAAAAAGAAAAAGAAAAGAGCCCAUUGACAGAAGAACCCAAUCAGCCAUCCAGCGAAGUUUCUAUCGAACCCGAAGAACCCAAACAAUCCGAAGAACCAGAAAAAGAAAAAAUAGAACCCCAGCAACAACUGGAACCGGAACCGGAACCGGAACCGGAACCGGAACCCCAGCAAUCGUCCGAAGAAAAGCCCCGCGAGGCUCCGGCUGCUCCGGCUGCUUCGGUUUGUU
Messenger RNA from Blastocystis hominis, 882 nucleotides. RefSeq lists its product as hypothetical. The record is from RefSeq and is a predicted model, not a curated record. NCBI's taxonomy places the organism in Eukaryota, Bigyra, Opalinata, Blastocystidae. The transcript has 2 exons. Bases 1 to 444 code for a protein of 147 amino acids.